CCGCGGGGAGAUGGACUAACUUCUUUGGUGCAGAGACGGGUUGUCAACAAUAAGCCCCCAUCGCGGGGCUCGUCGAACCUUGUUUGUCUUCCAUUGACAACUAUAUCACCAGCAUGUCCUUCAAAGUGAAAGAUGUAUCUGUCGUAGAGCUUCCUGAUAUGGUAGCCGCAGAGAGAUAUGCCUUUGAAACUCCGCUCCAACCCAUCUUCCGAUUAUACUGCCCAAUCAUCGACAACGAUCGUCCAAAGGCCAUUGCUGACACCGCAGCCAAAGAACAAGAACGAGCGAGGAAUCCGGAUGUCAACGAGGAAGACAGAUGGAUCAAAGCCGUUAGAGCUCAAGACUCCAAAACCGAUGAGACCCUAGUCGGCGGCGCGCAGUGGCUCUUUAUCUCGAAAGGAACAAGCGAUCUCGAAGGCCAUAUCGAGUCGCUAGCCAAGCGUCAUCCAGAGGGAGGAGCCAGACUCUUCGCGGCGCAGUGCUUCCGAAUUCUUUGCGAAUGCGAAGCACGAAAUCGACUAGCAAUAACUGGAAGCGGUCCGUAUGCUACACUUGGCAGCUUUUUCACACUGCCAGAGUAUCGCAAGCUGGGCAUAGGUCAUCUGCUUAUGCAGUGGGGACUGGAUAUCGCCGAUGAAAGAGGCUUGGAUGUAUGGAUUGAAGCUGCCCCGCCGGCAGUUCCGUUUUAUGAGCGCCACGGCUUUGUACAAAAGGAGGUCACUCAUUUACAGCCGCAACGGCCGGAUGGUCUCUCGGAAAGGGUUGCUGCGGAAUGGGAUGCCACGGCCAGGUCGCUUUUACCUAUAACUGCCGUCAGCAUGUGCCGGCUUGCAGGGAGUCAUUGA
Messenger RNA from Penicillium brasilianum, 845 nucleotides. The record is from the annotation of a GenBank genome assembly. NCBI's taxonomy places the organism in Eukaryota, Fungi, Ascomycota, Eurotiomycetes, Eurotiales, Aspergillaceae.